AGGACUGAAAUGCAACUGCGGAAGCAACAUGCAACCUUUUAAAGAUGCUUGUGGGACUGCGUAAAGUGAAGAGGGAAACUGGAGAAAACAAUGAAGUAAGGAAAAAAUUGAAUAGGGAAAACCUGCUUUCUGCAAACAACUGAAAAGGCUGCACUUAGAAACUGUUUCAUCGAGAAGCCGGAACUUGUAUUGUGAGGCCCCUGAUGGGACAAGCUCUCAGCUGCUGAUCACCCAGUGAUUGUCACCAUGGCCAGCAAGAGGAAAUCCACCACACCAUGCAUGAUCCCAGUGAAGACGGUGGUGGUGCAGGAUGCCAGCAUGGAGGCCCAGCCCGCUGAGACCUUGCCUGAAGGACCUCAGCAGGAUCUGCCCCCAGAAGCACCUGUUGCCAGCAGUGAGGCAGCACAGAACCCCAGCAGUACUGAUGGCUCUGCACUGGCCAAUGGGCAUCGGAGCACUUUAGAUGGCUAUUUAUAUUCCUGUAAAUACUGCGAUUUCAGAUCCCAUGAUAUGACUCAAUUUGUGGGACAUAUAAACUCAGAGCACACAGACUUUAAUAAAGACCCAACUUUUGUAUGCAGUGGGUGCAGUUUUCUGGCAAAAACCCCUGAGGGGCUUUCCUUGCACAAUGCCACGUGUCACUCCGGGGAAGCCAGCUUUGUGUGGAAUGUGGCCAAGCCAGACAAUCAUGUGGUUGUGGAGCAGAGCGUCCCUGAGAGCACCAGCACUCCUGACUUAGCAGGUGAGCCCAGUGCCGAAGGGGCCGAUGGACAGGCAGAAAUCAUCAUUACCAAAACUCCAAUCAUGAAGAUAAUGAAAGGCAAAGCUGAAGCCAAAAAAAUUCAUACACUCAAGGAGAAUGUCCCUAGCCAGCCUGUGGGUGAGGCCUUACCAAAGCUGUCGACUGGAGAAAUGGAGGUGAGAGAGGGGGACCAUUCCUUCAUCAAUGGGGCAGUUCCAGUCAGCCAGGCAUCUGCCAGCUCUGCAAAAAACCCCCAUGCUGCCAACGGGCCCCUGAUAGGAACAGUGCCAGUUUUGCCAGCUGGCAUAGCACAGUUCCUCUCCCUCCAGCAGCAGCCCCCAGUGCAUACCCAACACCAUGCCCACCAGCCACUGCCCACAGCCAAGGCCCUUCCCAAAGUGAUGAUCCCCCUGAGCAGCAUUCCAACGUACAAUGCAGCCAUGGACUCUAACAGCUUCCUGAAGAACUCCUUCCACAAGUUCCCCUACCCCACCAAAGCCGAGCUCUGCUAUUUGACUGUGGUGACCAAGUAUCCAGAAGAACAGCUCAAGAUCUGGUUCACAGCCCAAAGGCUGAAGCAGGGGAUCAGCUGGUCCCCUGAGGAGAUUGAGGAUGCCCGGAAAAAGAUGUUCAAUACAGUCAUCCAGUCUGUGCCUCAGCCCACAAUUACGGUUCUAAAUACCCCACUCGUCGCCAGUGCUGGCAAUGUACAGCAUCUCAUCCAGGCCGCUCUCCCAGGUCAUGUUGUGGGGCAGCCAGAGGGUACAGGAGGGGGACUUCUGGUCACUCAGCCAUUGAUGGCCAAUGGGUUGCAAGCAACAAGUUCCUCUCUGCCCCUCACGGUGACAUCUGUGCCCAAGCAGCCAGGUGUGGCACCCAUUAACACUGUGUGUUCAAAUACAACGUCAGCUGUGAAGGUGGUCAAUGCGGCCCAGUCGCUCCUCACGGCCUGUCCCAGUAUAACUUCCCAAGCCUUCCUUGAUGCUAGCAUGUACAAAAACAAGAAAUCUCAUGAACAGCUGUCAGCUCUGAAAGGGAGCUUUUGUCGGAACCAGUUCCCAGGGCAGAGCGAAGUUGAGCAUCUCACCAAAGUGACGGGCCUCAGUACCAGAGAGGUGCGGAAAUGGUUCAGUGACCGUAGAUACCACUGCCGGAACUUGAAGGGCUCCAGAGUGAUGAUGCCUGGAGAUCACAGCUCCAUGAUCAUUGACUCUGUACCAGAGGUGUCCUUCUCCCCAUCGUCCAAGGUCCCUGAGGUAACCUGCAUCCCGACAACAGCCACACUAGCAACCCACACUUCUGCCAAACGACAAUCUUGGCACCAGACUCCUGACUUCACACCAACCAAAUACAAGGAGAGAGCCCCUGAGCAGCUCAGAGCCCUGGAGAGCAGUUUUGCACAAAACCCUCUUCCUCUUGAUGAGGAACUGGACCGCCUGAGAAGUGAAACCAAAAUGACCCGACGAGAAAUUGAUAGCUGGUUUUCAGAGAGACGGAAAAAAGUGAAUGCUGAGGAGACCAAGAAGGCCGAGGAGAAUGCCUCUCAGGAGGAAGAGGAGGCUGUUGAGGAUGAGGGUGGAGAAGAGGAUUUGGCCAGUGAGCUAAGGGUCUCUGGUGAAAAUGGCUCUCUGGAAAUGCCCAGCAGUCAUAUGUUGGCAGAGCGCAAAGUCAGCCCCAUUAAAAUCAACCUGAAGAACCUGCGGGUCACUGAAGCCAAUGGCAGGAACGAGAUUCCAGGGCUGGGUGCCUGUGACCCUGAGGAUGAUGGGUCAAACAAACUGGCAGAGCAGCUCCCAGGCAAAGUGAGCUGCAAAAAGACUGCCCAGCAGCGGCACUUGCUGCGGCAGCUCUUUGUCCAGACACAGUGGCCAAGCAACCAGGACUAUGACUCCAUCAUGGCCCAGACGGGUCUGCCGCGGCCAGAGGUGGUGCGCUGGUUUGGAGACAGCAGGUACGCACUGAAGAAUGGCCAACUCAAGUGGUACGAAGACUAUAAGCGAGGCAACUUUCCACCAGGUCUACUGGUCAUUGCCCCUGGCAACCGGGAGCUCCUGCAGGACUAUUACAUAACACACAAGAUGCUGUAUGAAGAGGACCUGCAGAACCUCUGUGACAAGACUCAGAUGAGCUCCCAGCAAGUCAAGCAGUGGUUUGCUGAGAAAAUGGGGGAGGAGACCAGAGCCGUGGCAGACACAGGCAGUGAGGACCAGGGCCCUGGUACUGGUGAGCUCACAGCAGUUCACAAAGGGAUGGGUGACACCUAUUCAGAGAUGUCUGAGAACAGUGAGUCGUGGGAGCCCAGUGUCCCUGAGGCCAACUCAGAGCCCUUUGACACAUCGAGUCCCCAGGCUGGACGUCAGCUCGAAACAGACUGAAUUUGGUCUGAUUAAUGUGAAGGACUGGCCAGUCUGGGAAACCGCCUGCCACGUGGAAGAGCCAAACCCAACUCUCUGCUGCCACAUGCUGUUCCCAUGCCUGGUUGCUGAGCACCUGGGAGAGCUUCCGGAGUCCUCGCUGACAGCCCAGAGCCUGCCGCUACCCUCGGCCUGUCCACCACCAAGCAAGCAGCAAGCAAGAUGGGGUUCUCAUCAGUUCUUCCUCCCACAAUGUAGGACCUUUCCUUUACCUUCCAAUGGAUAAAAUAGUUCAGAUUUCAUAGUCAUAUUCAUAGACACAGAAUCAAGCUUUUAACAUACACAUCCACCUCUAUAUGUUAAAUAAAACAUCAGAUUAUCAACACUGUCAUUACAUAGAAACUUUGGUUAGCCAAGCAGUGCAUUGUCAUUUAUGUCAUCUCUAAAAAUGACCUGUGUCUGUUCUCUGGGGAUUGCUGGGUCACAGAUGCCCCUCACCUUCCACAGUCAGACAGGGAGGUUAUAGACACAAAGCUACAUCUGGAAUCCCUUUGUGCCCCCUUUGUGUUCCUCAAUGAAGCAAUACCUUUGAAGAGAUCUCUGCUGCAUUAAAUGGUGACUGGCUACCUUUCAUGCCAGGCUUGCUUUGCCUGUGGGCUACUCAGAACCUGCUGUAACCCUCAGCUCAGAAAAUGGACUGGUAAUGUGAGUAGUGUUGGAUGCUUUACCGCUCUCUUUAGUUGUUACUGUAAUUCUGCUUUUUCAUGGGAGUUUGAAUCGUGGACCAUAACUUUUCAGUUAUCAGAUCAACUAAAGAAACAUUUGUUGUUAAGCCUAAUGUGCUGACCUAUGUGCCUGCAUUUUUUUUUUUUUUAUCUAGACAUGUUUGGAGUGAGAGAAAUAUGGAAAAAAGAAAUGGGGUAGGGAUGUAAGUGGAAGUCUGUAGCCACAGCCUGUAGAUUUGACCUCUGCAGUUUUCAGAGCCCUUUCUCCACACUCAUUUCAGAGCCUCCUAUGGUUUGGGAAGGAAUAACACACUGGCCCAUUAGUAAGGGUGAAGGCUGGAGGGAUUUGUUGACUUCUUGGAAUUAUCAGAGAUAGGGUGGUCUUUAGCACAAAGACUUGCAGGCAGGGAUCCCUGGCAGAACACCCAGAAUGCCCCUGGCUCCCACCCUGGUCUGGCUGGUGUGCUGGAUGCCCGCCCGAGGGUGCUGGGCAUCACUGGUCCUUGUGAGGAUGCUUUUAAACUUCUAUAUGUAUAUCCCCAAACUUGGAAACAAGAACUCUACUUUAGCCUAACCCUCAUGUCCUUUUUUGAAUUGAGAAAAUUACAGGAAAGGGUGCCUUUGAAAAUUAGAAAACUUGCUUACAGAGCUGUACUAAAUGGUAAAUCCUCAAUUUCCCCAAGACCGGUUGCUCUGAGAGUAGCUGGUAAAGAGGGGCGAACUAAAAACCUGUCCACCUGUAGCUCCACUCACGUCUUAGAAACCACCUGCUUCCCAGAGUGCCAAGCCACAGGUACCAGGCUUCGUGGGCACAGAUGCCUCCUGGGCUGGACUGGGUGACAGUGCUAGAAGACCCCACAGAGAGGGCAAGGGCUUUGGGCAAGAAGCACUGGUGGUGGUUCAGGGACUGUCCUCCCCCACCCAGGGAACUGGACCUGGCAGGGCACCGUGCUUAUGUGGCUCCAAGGACAAGCAUGGCGGUGGCCCCUCUGCCUUCUAGGAGAGGGCUGGCUUUGGAAACCAAAAUCGUGUUCUUCUAAAGUGUCAUCUUCCGCCCUCCCUGUCCCAAUAGGGACCACAUCUUAUUUGUCUCAAACAGGGACUUGUGAAUACUUGGCAAGUUUCGCAGCCUAUUUUUGUAUUCUUAAUUUGGGGAGUGAAGAUUUUUGGUCUCAAAAACCUUUGAGGAAUUGCCAAGAAUGGCGAGUGAUUGCUUUCCUUCAGAGAACAGACACUUGGAAUUUCUCCUUUUAAUGUUUAUAUACAUGCAGAUUAAUUUAUAUAUAUAUACACACACACACAGUAUAAAUACUCAUUUGAUUCUCAUGUGCAUCUGGCAUGUGCAGUUGAGAAACUUGGUGGCACAUGGGUAUUGGGGAAGUAGCCUGUGUUGGAGGGGCACCAGUGCACUAGGCGUCUGGGGUGGCCCAGGCCGAAGCCAUCUCCAGGUGUCUGAGAAACCACCCAGUGCCUCACCUCCAGAUCCUGCUGGCAUCACCUCCAGAGCCCUGCAUGCACUGGCUGAAGUUGGUCUAUGGAGAGGAUUUUCUUGGUUACUUGUAUUCACAGUUAACUUACAAACCAAACAGCAAAACACAGUUGGUGGACAAGUUCAUGCAGGACCUAGAGUGACCCAGCCAUGGGCACUAGCUCAUCUUUCAGGUGGAAAAGUACAGUGCUGCCUGCCCUGGUAUGUUUUUCUUACAGAUGUUAGCCCUGCCCAACAGCCAGGGCUACACCACAAAAGGCAAGAAUGCCCAUGUUAAGGAGCCCAGCAGUCUGGACAGAUCCUUCUUCCUCUGCUCUUGGAUGAGAGUGAGUGAGUAUGGUCUGGACCUUAUCCUUGAAAGGUGAUCAAAAGCGAUGAUGAGGGAGGCAUCACCACGCAGGUGCUUAAAGGGACAUUGUAGGAGGUACUCAAGGGUUUGGGGGCAAAACCCUGAAUGCAGCCAAUCGUGCACAGAGACACACCCAUGCUAGCCCAGUGGCAGUGGGGGAUGUGGGAUGGCAGCAGCCAGGUAUGUAGCUCUGUCACAGGACAGCUCAUUGUGGUUUUGCACACUGCCAAGGGUUAACUUUUGUUGUUGCCUUCAGUAGAAGGCAUCUGUGGGCUGCAGAGUUGAGAGGUGGGUGAGGUUAGUCUCUCCUGAAGAAAAAGCCUAUAAAAAGUGGCUAAUCUUAUCCGUUUUCUCUGUAUGCAGUUGGACUCGUCAGAGAUAGUAAAAUCAUCUUUUAUUGUUUUUUGUUGUUGUUGCUGAUGUCCUGUACCUGUUUUUUACAUGGGGUUGUAGAUCCAGUUCUCAUAGGUGAACCAGAUCAUCAUUCUGAUAAAGGAAAUUUAAAUUUGAUACAUGUGCUUUGUAUAUUUUGAUUACUUGUUUUCAUUUUUGACUAUAAAGAAGCUUUUUUAUUUUGGGAGGGGAGGAGUAUCAUUUCUGAGAAUCUUGGGUUCCUGAAAACGCCCUAGUUGGAUGGCUUGCCAGGGCCUUGAGGUCUGGCAGUGAUUGUACAACUUAAAGCUCCUUUCUCUUGGCUGAGUGACAGGCAGCUGUUCAGGUGGACCAAAGCACCUUGACAAGGACUCCACACUCUGCUCUCUAGUAGCACAAGGAGGAAGUUGGACAGAACAUUGGGUAGUGCCUUGUGGGCUCCCACAUGUACUAGUGGUCUCAUCUCCAGCUGGCCUUGGGAGGCUGUCCCACCAGGAAAUUUGUAUAUUCUCUAGCCUGAGAUGUGGUCCUUGUGGGUUUUAUCCUGCUCAGUCAGUGGCCUAGUGGCAGGUGCUGUGUUCUCUCCCUCUCCCUCCUGGCUCUGGGACAUCUGUCCCUGGCUGCCUUUUAUAGAGGAAGGACACUGGCCUUUCUGGUUGGAUGCUGUGUGGAUGUUCUUUGCUUGAGCCUCAUAGUCUCUGGUCUUGUCUCUUCUUGGACCAGUAUCCUCAGACUGGUGCAGCUUUUUCAGUUCAGAUAUCACACCCCAAGUGGAUAAAGGCAACUUGCAGGAGAGGAGAGCCAGCCAAGAAGAAAAUUUUAAAACCAAACCUAGUCUGGGAUUUUCCGAAAGUCACGUCCUCUUUUUUCUUGCUCAGAGUUUACCUGGGAGAUUUCACCAGUUUGACUCACCGUUUGCAGAAGACGUGCUUUUGUAUUAAGCUUAAAUUUUCACAUAUCACAUCCAUUCUCAAGGUAGUUAUAUGCUGGCGAAGAAAAAUCCUGUAGACACAUGAAGGCCCACAUAGUCACCUCUUCCAGGGCAAAGCCAGCAGCCCACCCAGGUCAAGUAGCCAGCAGGGCUCAGUUCCCCGCACUCCAGACAUGGACCCUCCCCUUCAGGGUCUCUUGACCCAGCUUCCUUCUCUCCUUUUCCCUGAGAGCACAGACCUCUCUCACUCAGCCAGCCUGCCCAGACCACAGGGGGCCGUUCCCAUGUAGCUUGGGGAGUACUUGGUCUCUGAAAGGCUUCAAUGUCUGAGCAAGCAGGGAGUUGUGGAGCUCAAGCCUUUCUUCUGUGCUCAAGUCCCUUCCCCAAGCAAGGCUUCAACCUAAUCUACUCACCAUGUAGUUUUCUCUGGCCAUUUAAAUGGGGCAGGGACAUGGUUGGGCCAUGCCACACCAGGGCUGGUGAGGCAACCAGUUUUGAUUUUGACAGAGUGGCUGGAUGAAACGUGGCAAUCAAGGUGCUGCUUGGUUUGCUCUGAGUGCAAAUGGAACCAACAGGUGUCUGCUGCAAUCUGUGUGUUCCCAGUGCCAGGUGACACCAGGAAGGGUAGGGCAGGGCUAACCAAGUUGUCUCUGAAUUCACUGAGCAUCUGCACUUAGUUGUGAAGUUAAUGGGAGUACGUAGAAUACCUGGCCUUGGAGAGGGCUGAGAGCCUCCUUUUUGGUUCUUCAUUCCUGAGCUCUUGCCUACCCACGAAUCUGACCUCUUUGAAUGGGGGCCCAGUCCUUCAUCAGACUGAAGAUAUGACAGAGAAGUUUCUAUUUAGCCCUAGAUCCAGCAGGAGUCAUCCAUUCUAACUGCCCUGAAGUCUAGAGCAGGGGAGGGAACCCAGAGGCUGGGGGAUGAGACUAGGCAGACCCUGGUUAUCAUAGGGACAAGGACAGGGAAAAGCACCCCCUUCCUCAGUUUUUGCGAGUCCUGUCUUUGGGUUCACAGGACUUUGAGGAUGGUGAAGAACGUAGUUACUAGCCUGUCGUUCCUGGUCCCAAGCUUCCACAGCCCUCAGAACCUGGCUUUUGUGGCUGCUCUGGCAGGUGCCGAGCAAAGGGAGAAGGGAGGAAGGCAGCUGCUCUGGUGGGGACUCUAGGCACCUUCCCUGCUGUCCACUUGGAUAGGUGGUGAGCCCCAGGAUACUGAGAGGAGCCUGAGCAUUCACCUGCCAUUAGUGUCUCUUCCUUCAGGAGACUGGCUUGAAAUGUGUGUGUGUGUGUACGCGCGCACGCACACACACAGAUGAGCACCUGUAUGUGUUAAUGAAUAGUUUUUCUUGGUUAAUAGUUUUUAACUUCUGUUCCUUUCCAUAAGUGGAUGAUUCAAAAUUAAUGUGACUUGGCCAGGUGCAGUGGGAUUACAGGAUCACACCUGUAAUCCCAGCACUUUGGGAGGCUGAGGUGAGCGGAUCACCUGAGGUCAGGAGUUCAAGACCAGCCUGUCCAGCAUGGUGAAACCCCAUUUCUAUUAAAUAUACAAAAAUUAGCCUGCCGUGGUGGCGGGCGCCUGUAAUCCCAGCUACUCAGGAUGCUGAGGCAGGAGAAUCGCUUGAACCUAGGAGUCAGAGGUUGCAGUGAGCUGAGAUCGUGCCACUGCACUCCAGCCUGGGCGACAGAGCGAGACUCCAUCUCAAAAAAAAAGAAAAAAGAAAAAAACAAGAUGAAUGUGACUGGAGUUAAAGGUGAAAUGUCAGGUUGUUUAGUCACUGAAUUCAGAGAGCUACAAGUGUUUGGUCUUUCCCAAGAAUCAAACCCGAGUAGAAAUACAUUUAAAAGAAAAAUCUACCACAUGGUACCUAUGAAUCCUAUAAUUUGUUUAGGGAGAUCUUGUCACUCAUCCCUGGUUCCUGCCCAUACAGUUUUGUCUCAUUCUUGCAGUUUGCUUGAAACAGGGCCAGAGCCCCACAUGAGACUGUCAGCAGGAGUGAGGAGUGGGCGCUGGCCCCAUCAGGGACCCAGCACAGCAACUGGGUUGUUCCCUGUUAGACUGGGUCAGGGCCAGGGGAGAAGCAGUCACCCCUGUGUAGAGGGUUCCCGCUGCGCUUCUGAGCAGUUGCUUUGUUCAGAAGUGUUAGGAGGGUCAGAUUGUGCCAUAAUUGUUAUUAAAGAGAAAACACGCCCACCUUCUUCUCUCCCCUGCUGGACAUUGUUCAUUGAGAGUUGUACUGAGCGCAGCCUUUGUGGAAGUCAGGGAGGUUGCCAAAGGCCUGUAGAUGCCUCCUGGCAGGGUCUUGAUUCCUGGUUUUCUAGCACCCAUUUGCAUUUUAGUCUUCAGCACAAAGCCUUGUUCCCUGUGUAAGGCUGGGGAGUGACUGUUGAGCAGUCUGCUGUCAGGAGAGAGGGCUGAAAAGGUGAUCAUCUUGGUGCUAAACAAGAGGCAACUGCCCUGUUUUUGUUUGUUCUGAGGCACAAUGAAACUUUAGCCAAACUCUGCAAGAGGGUCCCCUCUCCUGUCAUGGCCAGGUGAGCGACCAAACCGCGAAAACGGCAUACUCUAUCACUGAAGCCUUGGUAGAAUGGGAAUUCUUUACCCUGGGUAAAUGUUUUAACAAAAAAAUGAACCCAACUUUGGUUUGGACUGUGGUCGUGCCGAGGCAGGAGUGGGGUUUCCCUCUUGGGGCUGAAUCUCCAGGCCUCAUGAGGUCCCCUGUGGGGAUGCUGCUAUUUCUAAGAUGCAAAUUGCACAUUUCCUAGAUUUUGUAUCUGGAUUUGGAUAAAGGAGGGGAACAGGGACAAAUUGCUUGUACAAUUUGAAAUGGGCCUCAAUGGUACUUCGAACCUUUUGAUUAUUCCUAAAUAAAAACAUAAAUAUAUUUCA
Molecule: messenger RNA, 9848 nt
Organism: Rhinopithecus roxellana (golden snub-nosed monkey)
Lineage: Eukaryota; Metazoa; Chordata; Mammalia; Primates; Cercopithecidae
Gene: ZHX3
Product: zinc fingers and homeoboxes 3
Exons: 3
Coding region: 247-3117 (956 amino acids)
Biological process (GO): regulation of transcription by RNA polymerase II
Cellular component (GO): nucleus
Molecular function (GO): DNA-binding transcription factor activity, RNA polymerase II-specific; DNA binding
Source: RefSeq, a predicted model, not a curated record